This is a messenger RNA of Mauremys mutica (yellowpond turtle), 10034 nucleotides long. It is a transcript of the gene EPG5, whose product is annotated as ectopic P-granules autophagy protein 5 homolog. The coding region runs from base 38 to 7801 and encodes 2587 amino acids. The record is from RefSeq and is a predicted model, not a curated record. The transcript is spliced from 44 exons. Gene Ontology annotation, biological process: autophagosome maturation. Gene Ontology annotation, cellular component: cytoplasm. Lineage: Eukaryota; Metazoa; Chordata; Testudines; Geoemydidae.
UCCGGUGUGAGCUGCAGGAGCGAGGGAGGCGCCGGGGAUGGCGGAGGCCGCGAGACCCCCGCGCAGGGAGCGCCCCAAGCCCGGCAGGGGCAAGGCCAAGGAAAAAAAGAAAAAAUGCAGUGACGAGCCCCAGAAGCAGGACUUGGACAAGGUCUUCCUCCCCAACAAAGCUAGAGAUCAAGAGGUGACUUCCCGAGCUAGCGAGGUGCAGGUGGAACAUCCUGAAGUGUUUGCAGAGAUUCAGCUCAGUGAUGAAGUAGAGGAUGGAAAAAAUGUGAAUGAUAUGUAUGAUAUCCCCUUGACUUCUUUAACCUUAGCAGAUGAAGGAUCCCGAUCAGCUACCCUAGAACCUCUAACACAAGGAGAAGAAUUCAGAGCUAGUCUCUUGCAUGAGAAAUGCCGGGAGAGGUCUGAAGAAGAUGGUAGAAAUAAAUUGGAGAAACCCCAGAGCCUUAUGGAAGCACUUGCUAAUCAAUCAGAAAACUCUGGCAUAGCAGAAAGUACCUUUAAAUGCAGUGCUGCUUGCACUCAGUCACUAAUGGGAAUUGUACGGGACAAAGGAACUGAGAAGGUACAAGAGGCUACAAAUCCUGCUCUUUCUUUGGAGGCACAAUCUGUGCUGUCACAGCUCUCUAAUGAAGCCGAAGAGCGUGCUCAACCCUCUGGGUUGAAAACGUUGUAUCCCGAUUUAUCAGCUGAAUUGUCCCAAGAGAGACUAACCACACUCGCGGUAAAACCACUGUUACGUAACGAGAGGCUGUAUCCAGAGAUUCCCUCUGAGCCAGAACUAGUGCCAUUUACCAAAGAGCAGCUGAAAAUCUUUGAGCCGUGUUCGUGGCUGGAGAAUGUUGAUUCCUACAUGGAGGAGUUUGAGCACAUUGCUCAUCAGGAUAGACAUGAGUUUCAUGAAUUGCUCCUGAACUAUUGGCGCUGUAGGAAGCAGCUCUUGCUGGCUGAGGCGGAGCUACAGGCCAUGACAUCAGAUUGCCAAAGUGCCAAGGACAGGUUGUGGACUUUUAAGGAGGAACAGCAGUCUGUCAAGGGUAUCUGUGCAGAUCAGUGCCAAGUGUCUGAAUACCAUCGCUACCAGACAGUAGAGAUGAAUGAAAGUGUGUUGGGGGAACUAAAGAGGUUGUUUGAAGCCAAAACGGAGCACGUGCAUCAGACGUUGGUGCUGCACUCGUACACUUCAAUGUUGUCCCGCUUGCAGGUGGAGUCUUAUAUCUAUGGGUUGCUUAAUAGCUCAUCCCUGCUGAGAUCUGUGGCUGUUCAACAACAAGAGCAAGCUUCUAAGCAGUCAGAAAACCUUUCCUCGGACUUGGGUCACCUGAAAGAAUGUGUCAGCAUUCUUUUCGGUUUCACGCGCAGAGUUAUUGAAGAUCCUCAGUUCCAGAGUGACCUCCUCCUUUGGCUGCAAAGGCUGGUGUCAGUCUUGCAAAGAGUUGGCUGUCCAGGAGACCACCUCUUCCUCUUAAACCACAUCCUCCGUUGCCCAGCAGGUGUCAGCGGAUGGGCUGCUUCGUUCAUUCAGAUCAAAGUCUUGGAUAACCCAUCAGGAGUCUUUCAUUUUAUGCAGUCUCUUGCCUUGCUUAUGUCUCCCAUCAAAAAUCGAGCAGACUUUAUGUGCCACAUGACACCAAGUGAAAGAAAAUCCUCCACCUCCUCUGGGAAAGAAUCUGGGAACUGGACAUUAGUAGAUGAGGGAGGAGAAGAGGAUGAAGAUCCCGAAACUAGCUGGAUUCUCCUUUUGGAAGAUGACUUGAUUGUCCUCCUGUCACAGUUUCCAUUUCAUGAACUGUUUCAGCAUUUUCUUGGGUUUAACUCUAAAGGUGAUUAUUUCCCUGAAAAAACAACCCCUCAGGAGAUGAUGAAGAUUUUUGCCUUUGCCAACUCCUUAGUGGAGCUGCUAGCUGUGGGGCUGGAAACAUUUAAUAGAGCACGCUACCGGCAGUUUGUGAAACGAAUUGGUCAUCUGAUCAGGAUGACAGUUUGUUACGUGAGUGACCACUGGGCCCAGUACGUUAGCUGCAAUAAAGAGUAUGGAUCAAUAAUGCACCCCUAUUCUGUGGAGAAACUGCAAGUGGAAUUCGAUGAACUGUUUCUUCGGGCUGUUCUACAUGUGCUGAAGGCAAAAAGGCUGGGUGUCUGGCAGUUCAUGUCUGAGAUGCCUUAUGGAACGAUAUCGAGUGGCAUGCUUUGGAAGCUCUUCUUCAUCAUGCAUUGUGCAGAAAAUGAGCACCUGGAAAAUCUCUGCUCCACCAUGCAGCCUGCCGACUGCAAGCACAAACUCAGAGACCCAGAACACAUUGAAAACUUUGAGAAGAAUCUUACGUCCAUGAACUGCUCGGAAGAAAUUUGUCUGCUCACCACGUUUGCUCAGAUGGCACAAGCCAAGCGGGCUGAUGUAGAUGAGGACUUUAUCAGAGUCAUUGUACUGGAGAUAUAUGAGGUAUCUUAUGUCAGCAUUUCCACAAGAGAGACAUUUUCAAAGGUUGGCAGAGAACUCUUGGGAGCAAUCACAGGUGUCCAUACUGGGAUCAUUUCUGUGCUCCUGGAUCGAGUUAGAGACACCAUUGAAAAAGUCGGGAUGGUUUCCUUAUACUUGUUUAAAGAGCUGCCAUUGUACCUUUGGGAGCCCUCUUCCUCGGAGAUAGCGCUGAUCCGUGACUGGCUAUUGAAUUACAAUCUGAACACAGUGGAGAAUAAACUAGCCUGCAUUAUCCUGGAAGGGCUAAACUGGGGAUUUGGUGAGCAUGACACUACUACUCUUCACCUCGAUCCAGCUGUCCAUGCUGAAGUUGCAUUAAUGAUCCUAGAAGCUUACCAGAAAUACCUCCCUCAAAAACCGUAUGGUGGACUGCUUUCUGAGAGCAUCAAACAGGUCUCCUACUUGGCUAGUGUUGUUCGUUAUGGAGAGACACCCGAGACCUCCUUUAAUCAGUGGGCGUGGGGCUUGAUUUUGAGGUUAAAGCUGCACAGAAAUGAUCAUGGUGUGCAGCAGCGUUGGCCUGCAGUUCCUGCUUUCAGCACUAUGCUAGACAUGACAGAAUCAGUCAUGCUUCAUCCACUACUGAAGGCUGUCAAAUCCGGCAUCCCUAUUGGCUGUUACCUUGCAUUGGCAAUGACUACACUGGGUCAUAGCAUUGAAAAGUUCUGUGCUGAAGGAAUCCCUCUGCUGGGCAUACUGGUGCAGUCUAGGUAUCUGAGAACAGUAGUCCAUGUACUGGAUAAAGUUUUACCCUUGUUCUAUCCCUGCCAGUAUUACCUUCUGAAGAAUGAACAGUUUUUAUCUUACAUCCAGCUGUUCCUUCACCUGGAUAGUGGAGUUCCACAAGGCAUGACUCAGCAGGUUACGCACAAAGUGACGCAACACUUGACAGGAGCAAGCUAUGGAGAAAAUGUUGAGCUUCUCAACAGCGUGAUCCAGACCCACAUUUUUGUAAGCCGUCAGCCUGAUGGAGUGUGGCCAGCUGCAGUGCUGGAGUUCUGGGCGCAAGUUCUCACUGCUCAACAGCUGUGGCACAGAGAGAGAGCAACGCUCUACCUGCUGGAUCAUCUGUGCAAAGCAGCUUUUCAGUACAGUCAAGAGGACGGUGUGCAAAAACUGCUCUACCAACAGCAUAAGAAUGCCUUAGGUUAUCACUGUGACAAAGGUCUGCUCUCUUCACUGGUCAGCUGGAUUGUGGCAGGAAAUGUGACCCCUUCUUUCAUCGAGGGCAAUGCGAAUUCCACGCAGGUUUGGUUUUCAUGGAUGGUUCUGAAUAUGGAGUCCAUAUUUGAAGAAGAUUCCCAACUUCGCAGAGUUGUGGAGGGUGAAUUGGUCAUCAACGCUUUAACUCCUGAUCAGGCUCUGAAGAAAGCCCAGGCCCAGCUGAAGCUGCCUAUUGUACCUUCUCUCCAGAGACUAAUGAUCUACCGUUGGGCUCAUCAGGCCCUUGUUACCCCUGCAGAUCACCCCCUUCUGCCCCUCAUCUGGCAAAAAUUUUUCCUCCUUUACCUUCACCGACCAGGGCCACAGUAUGGGUUACCUGUAGAUGGCUGUAUUGGAAGAAGAUUUUUCCAGAGUCCAGCUCAGGUUAACCUAUUAAGUGCAAUGAAGCAGCGCUUGACAGAGGUGGCAGACUUCCACCAUGCAGCUAGUAAAGCGCUUAGAGUAGAGAGUGCUGCAGAUGGCAGUGAAGGCUUGUCACAAAAGGGAAACUGCUCACCAGAUUACCUGACUUCACCAGAACUGCAUAAAGAACUUGUCAGGCUUUUUAAUGUGUUUGUUCUGUGGCUGGAGGAAGAGAGCUUUCAGAAAGGAGAUGCAUACAUUCCGUCGUUACCAAAGCAAUAUGAUGUGUACAGACUUGCUAAGAUCAUGCAAAAUCAGCAGGAUUUGUGGAUGGAAUAUGUCAAUAUUGAACGCAUACAGCAUGAAUUUCAGGAAGCUGUAAAUCUUUGGCUCCAAGUCAAACUUGAAUCCCAUGCAACCACUAGCACUUUAUCAGUGCAGACAGAUUUCACUAACCCUUUGUCAGCCAAGGAGAGAAUACUGAGUAAUUUGAAGAAGUAUGAUGCACCCAAACCCCCUCUUCCCCUUCAACCAGUGAAACCUCCUGUGCCUGUUGUUUCUUCUGCCAGUCUAGUAAGUCAGAAGGAAGCAACACAGCUUGUGCGCAUGGACCUUAAAAACUUGCAGCAACAUGCCAAAACUGCGGCUCGCCGGGAGACCCAGCAGGUUGCUCUUGACAGUGAAAUAUUGGACACCAUACCCAAACUCUAUAUCAACAGGGAAGAACAGAUUACCCGUGAGCUGAAGUGUCCGGGUACUUCAAAUAAAAGCUGUCAGGGAGCAGCUCUUGUGACAGUCCAGUUUGAAGGGAAGCAUAAAAAUGAAUCAGUAAGCCAGCAGCUUCACGCUCUGCGUAAAGAAGUAAAACUGCUACAAGCAGAAGCCACAAAGCCGCCUUUUCUGAGCAUUGUGGAAGCAGCUGUGCAUGUGGAAAACUUGAUAACAGCGUUAAUAAAUAUCUACAAGAGGCAGCCUACGUCUAGAAUUCAGAAAGUUGGAAUUAGCUUGUUCUUUGCAGUAAUAGAUUUUGUGUGCGAUGAAACUCAACGCCAUCCACCCACAAGACAGUUCUUUACCUCCUGCAUCGAGAUCCUCGGCCAAGUAUUUAUCAGCGGGACCAAAUCUGAAUGCAAAUUAGUCCUCCAAACCAUCCUACGGAAUCGAAGACUCUGUAAUCUGCUCUCUCCCUACUUCACUCCAGUUGCCUCACCUGAUGAAUUUGUCAAUUUGUAUGAAAAAGUUGUGGCGUUUCUGAGUGAUGACAACAGUGAUGUUGUUUUCACGUUGCUGACGAAGUUUGACCUCCCACAAUGGCUAAACCUCACUAAGCCGCCUCUCUCUCACCGUACCCGGCUUCUGGAGUCCAUUCACUUGGCACUCAGCGCCUGUGGACUUGAGCCUGAAGAAGACAUUUUGAUGCCAUUUAAUAUUUUCUGCAAGCACUGGACAGAUCUCCUUCAGUACCAGUUCCCUGACCAUUACAGUGACUUUCUAAGACUGCUCAUGCAAAGUUCUUCAGAGCAGCUCCUUAGCCCUGACUGUUGGAAGGCAUUGCUUAGAACUUUGGGUUGCUGUACCUCAGAAACUGAACGAAGGAGCAAGGGUGACUCCACUAAAAGUCCAGUACUGCGAAACGCAGCAAAAAUCCUUCUGUCUGCAGAACAGGUUACAGAGACGAUAGAAUGGCUUUGCAAGUCUUUCUGCAAGCUACGGUUAGCUUCACUGGAUUUCAGGAGCUUUGGCCUGUUUUCAAAGUGGAGUCCCUACAUGACUGAAGUGAAGACAUUGCUGGAGUACCUCGUGAAACGGCUUAUUGGUUCUGAGGUGGUCAGUAUAGCACAAGAACCAGUUGGCAGCAGCAGAAUUCUAGCAGUGGUACGGUCCUUGCAUUCAACCAUCAUUGAGCUCUUUAAACCAUGGAUUCUGGUUUUAAAUAAAGAUUAUGUCAGUAAACAGCAGUGCUACCCCUGGUUGGAGAGUGACACUCCUCUAGCCUCAAGUAUGGUACAGUUGUUCACAGAUUGCAUAUUGGUUUUACACCAAAGCUUUAAAGAUAAGUUGUUGCCAGGCCACCGUGGGGCUCUCUGGUUACAUCUGAUGCAUUAUUGUGACUCAUGCACAGCCCCCAAAAUGCCAGACUUCAUUCUCUAUACUUUCCAUGCUGAAUUCAGCAGACUUCCAUGGAGAGAGAUGCACCCAGAUCAGAUGCUCAUGGAAGAAUUCUUUAAAGUUGAAAGAGGCAGCCCAAAGAGUUGUUUCAUUUUCUUGGGUUCUAUUUUAUGUGACGUAAACUGGGUCAGCGUCCUGUCUGAUGCCUGGAAUCCCAAGCCCGUUCCUGAAACGCACAGCAUGAUCGUCUGCUUGCUCUAUAUGGUGGUUCUGUUGGCAAAGGAGGAGCAGCUUAUAAGCAAAGAGGAAUCGCCACUGAUUAACCUCCUUGGACAGACCAGCUCUCUUCCAUGGCAACUUGUGCGCAUUGAAUCUUAUCAAAGCAUCAUCAGCUACUUUAACAGCCACUAUCCUCCUUCCAUCAUACUAGCCAAGGAUUCUGCAGCUGAACUGAUAGUGAAACUCUUAAAAGUUUCUGCAGGCUUUGGUGCUUCUUCUGAUAGCCAUGUGCAUUUUGAUGCAACACUAAAAUGCCAAGCAUACAUUCACCAGGUGGUUCAGUUUCUCAGCACCUUGGAACAAAAUGGAAAAAUAACCCUUUCGGUAUUGGAACAAGAAAUGUCAAAGCUCUUAGACGAUAUUGUCAUCUUUAACCCUCCAGACAUGGACAUGCAAGCUCGUCAUAUGGCUCUCAGUAGUCUCUUUUCAGAAGCACUGAUGAUGAUGAAUAAUGCCAGCAUCACAACAGCAGAGUCACUACGGGGUAGUUUACAAACCUGGAUCACCACCAAAGUGCAUGGCCUGCUAGUGAUGCCCCUGCUAACAGCAGCAUGCCAGAGCCUGGCCUCGGUCAGACAUAUGGCAGAGACUACGGAAGCUUGUAUUACAGCUUAUUUCAAUGAAGAAUUUCCUCUGAACCAGGAUUUAGGCUGGGGCCCUAUACUUGCCUCCCUUCAAGUUCCUGAACUCACAAUGGAAGAAUUUCUGCAGGAAUGUUUAUCCUUGGGAAGCUACCUGACCCUUUAUGUCUACAUGCUGCAGCGUUUAAACACUGAGCAGACUCUGACCAAUGAAAUGAAAAUGCUGCUAACUCUUGGCAAAUGGCUAGAGCAAGUGUAUCCAAGCUCAGUGAAGGAAGAGGCAAAGCUGUUUCUUUGGUGGCAUAAAGCCCUGCAGUUAUCCCUACUCCAAACGGAACAGAAUGACGCCGUCCUGAUUGAAUCAGUCAUCCGGAUAUUGCUCUCAAUACAGGGCAGGCAGAAUCAGCUGGCUGAGGAGAGACUGAUGUCCGGAAUAUUGGGUGUUAUUGGUCUAGGCAAGAAAUCUCCUUUGUCACCCAGGUUCCGUGUGGUUGCCCGCAGUAUGUCAGCCUUCCUGUUGGUGCAGAUUCCUCAGGAGAAUCAAAUCCGUUUGAAGCUUGGUUCAGAAUUGCAGCUCUCACAGAAAGCCCAGCAGGCACUGAAUACCCUUGAAUCUAUGGCAUCAAACAAACAAUAUAUGGAAUAUCAGGAACAGCUCUCCCAAGCGUCCCAGUUUAUCAAGCACCCAGAUCAUUGUCUUCAAGAUGGAAAUAAUCUCUUGGCUCUCCUUGUGAACACUCUGUACCCAGAAGUGCAUUACUUGGACGUUAUACGAUAGCAAGCACUGAGAUCACCAGAAACCUUUUUACAGUCUUGGCUUUCUCCAGUUUACAUUCAAAGUUGUUACUGCACAAGUAAUUUUCAUUGGAGAAUCGUACUUUAUAUCAAAAUGAAUCAAAGGGGGAGCAUGGGUGGGAAAUGUCCACGGGCAUGUUUUUAAUUCUCUUGGGUAUUUUGUUUACGUUCUUAACGUACUGCUUUAAAUGGAGUCACUCAAUUUCUGUCUGGUGAAAACACUUGAAUGGCUUCCUGUGUAUAGUACAAUCUAAAAGGGUAAUUGAGACUAGAUGUGUGAAUCCUUUGAGAGAAUGUUGCUUGUCCUUGUCUUAUAUACAGCAGUUGGUUUUUUUGCUUUGUGCCUUUUUCUUCUUCUGAGACUUCAUUGCUUGGGCCAAUCCAAACGUCAGGAUUGUGUGGAAGCAGAGUUUUGGACCAUUGUUUAACCAUGGCACCUCUAAAAGUUAUCUACCUACCUAUUCUGAAACUUGGAAACUCACUAUACCCAUGAAGAUAGUGUCUCUUUAAAAAGUGAACUUCUCUGUGAUCGCGCAGCUCUCUGCGGUGGAAUGUGACAUUUUACAUCUUUUUCCACCCCUGUAAGCAGUAGCUGACAUUUUAACUAAGCACUUGAGGUUUUUCCCAACUUCCAGAUGUGACUGAAUCCGGUUCCAUAUCAUUUGCUAGAAUGAACCACUCAUGUCCAUGUUGCUUCUAUUAUAAAGACAGAUAAAGUCAAGAACUGAGUUUCUAGAUGUAGCAGGGAAAGUAGCCAUUGGUAUUCAUGUUAGCUCUCCAAUUCCUCAGUGCUGCUGAAAGAGACUGGUUAUUUUAUGGCUGAAUUGACCAGCAGGGAGACUGCGGUGGCUUUCCUUCCUCACUAGUUGGCCAUCUUGAUAUCGGAGAUGACACUGUGUUUAAUUUGGUGAUUUCUUCUUAAAAUUCUGUUACCAAGGUGUGAAUCGUGGGCCUGUACAUUUGUCAGUUUAAUUAUCCUAAUCUUUGUUGCCUUGCGCAUUAAUGAAAGGAACAUCUCAUAAGAAAGCAGAGAACAGGUCUUUCCAGCUGUGUUUAUAUGGCUCUGUGGCCAUUUUAUUUGCCUCCAUAGGAUCUGAUGUGUUCCAAAUGGCCUUAAAGUUCCGUUGCCGUGGGCUGUGAAUACCUCAGGAUUUUUGCAAAGGAACCAUGAUAUCUUUUUCCCAUCUAAUUACUCAGUGCCUUUCUGUUUAGGACACGCUUGCAUUUUAAAGCACUUAGCUCUUCAUUUUAAAACACUUAGCUCUGGUCACCACUAAAGGAAAAGUGCUACCUACAACCUCUUCCAUAACCAAUCAUCAGCACAUUCACCAUUUUUGCACUUACAUAUAGUUUUAGUGUUAGAGAACUACCCAGUUACUGAGUGACUCACUUGUUUUGUAAUUUCCCUUUCUCUUCUUGCCAAAUUAUGCAAACCACGUCAGUUUGGACUUCAGACAGCACCCAUUCUCCAAUUGGGCUUGCAGUUUUGUUCUCUAUGUACCAGCCCGUACUUCGUUUUGUGCAUCAGCCAACCAUCAGUACCGCAUGUUUUGAACAGGCCCUUUUGGGAACUUGGCAACUGGAAAAAUAAAUUCUGCUGCUUUUGUCGUUUAGACUUAAGACACUGGUUUUAGCACUUUUAUUAGACGUAAUGUUAUGCCUCAGUUGUGUAAAAAAUGUGAAAACACAGGACUUUUAUGUAUAUAUUGGACAUGCAGGUUUUAAAAGAAAAGCCAUUGUGUCAGCCCUUGAGUUUGUACAGAUGGUGGGUUUAUAAUGUACGAGGCCUGCAAAGACCAUAUGAAAUAAAAAAAAUGAAAAUCAAGUAACUCCUGGUAAAGGUCCCGAUAAUUCCAUUGAGCCACAAGAAGCAGCCGUAUUAUCCCACAGUGUGUAACUUAUUGUUCUUGGGAGAUGAAGGUAUUGUUUGGGUGUUUGAAGUCUUCAAGUUAGGUUAGUUGCCUUUCCUGACUCUGUUCCUUGUAUGCACGUUGUACGACCAUGUUAUAUGAUUGGCAGAAGUCCUAAGAGAGGCCCAGGAGGAGAAUGGCAAGAAUGUUGCUUUUUCUUCAUGGUAAUAUUUAUUACAAUAUUGUAAAUAAAAGCUGUUUACAGUUAAUUUGUGCAGUUUUGAUCCCUAAAGUAUCAAUAUUUGUAGCUUUUGGAAAACUUGAACUGUACGGUGUCCAUUGCAAUAAAGUGAGUGGUCUGCUGGA